Molecule: messenger RNA, 897 nt
Organism: Sabethes cyaneus
Lineage: Eukaryota; Metazoa; Arthropoda; Insecta; Diptera; Culicidae
Product: gamma-glutamylcyclotransferase-like
Exons: 3
Coding region: 273-812 (179 amino acids)
Molecular function (GO): gamma-glutamylcyclotransferase activity
Source: RefSeq, a predicted model, not a curated record
AUAUAUACAGGCUACAACUUACAACUUAUUUAUUGUUUAAUGUCCAAUUUAACAUUAAAUUUAACUACAGUUGAUUUAGUUAUACUUGUAGUAGUUUUAGGUAGGGUUGUAGCAAAACAUUGAACGAGACGUUACACCGAAGGUUGAUGUUUACAUUCGGUAUUACCUAUGCAUGUAGCUCUUUCAUGGCAUAGUUUGACUUUCGCAGCGAUUAGAAUCAGACGUUACAAAUUGAAACUUAAUUAAGCAGAUAGAGUAUUCUCUACACCAAAAUGACCGCUGGCUCAUUCAAUUAUUUUGCAUUUGGAAGUAAUCUGUGGUCUGGACGAAUUCGCAUGGAAAGCCCGUCGGCAAUUAGAAAAGGCGUAGGUUAUCUGGAGAAUUACAGACUUGAUUUUUUCCACUACGCUGCCCGCUGGAAGGGCGCACCAGCAACCAUUGUUGAAGCUCAGGGCCAUCGUGUGUGGGGUGCUAUUUGGGAAAUUAAUUCCACCAAUUUGCCAGACCUUGAUAGGCAGGAAGGUGUGCAUAACCAGGUAUAUAAACCAUUAACGCUUCCAGUUCAUACCAAAAAUGGCGAAACACUACAAUGUCGUGUUUAUCAAUUGGUCAAAAAUCCUCCGAACCUUGAAUGCGAAGAGGUUGAUCGCCCGUUUGAAAGACAGCCGUCGAGAACGUACAUCAACGUAAUAAUUGCUGGAGCAAAAGAAACAGGACUUCCAGAUUACUAUCUAAAGUUUUUGAGUACGAUAAAACAUAAUGGCCAUUCAGGCGAUCCGAAAUAUGAGUUGGAUUUAACGGUCAAUGUUUAGCCUUGGUUGUUGUGGAAUAGCAGAAUUUUUAUCAUUUAUAAUAAAAUAUUUGAAAUGCUCAUUAAUAUAAAAUUAGGGAAUGAAU